CAUAAUUUGAAGAGUGAACAUAACGUCUUCUAUUCGUGAAAAACGUUUAAUUUAAAAUUGUUGAGACGUUAGAAGUGAUAGAAAAUAGAACCUAGAACUGCUAGAAGAUGUGUGUACGAAAUUGUAACAAAUUCAAAAUUUGUUAACAGUGGAAAUUCAUCGCGAGUCCAAUUAUGGAACCUGAUGCAGACCCAAACGAAACGGUUUGGGAUCCCAUUAAAAUAUUCAAUCCUUCCACGCACUAUGAAUAUGCUGUAGUUAUACUGAAUCGCCCUCUUUCAUGGAAUCGUGAUAUUUUACUCAAUAUCUGGGAAAAUGCUCAGGUCAGGGUCACUGUUGAUGGUGGAACGCUUAGGUGGAUACAUUAUUUACAAAAACAUGGUAUCGACCUAUUGAAUGAAACAUGUAGGAAAUAUGUGCCAGAUUUCAUUAUCGGCGAUUUGGAUAGUUGUUCGUCAAUAGUUCUUGAACAAAUGAAAUCCAUGGGUUCUGUGGUUGUCGAGACACCUGAUCAAAAUCAUACAGAUUAUACGAAGGCCUUGAUUCAGAUAAAAGAAUUAGAUGAGAAAGCAAACAUGAAGUUAAAGGCAAUAUAUGUAUUUGUAAAAACUUCGGGACGAUUUGAUCAUCUCCUUGGGAAUAUUAAUACGCUAUAUAAGAGCGAUCAGUUUAUCAAAGAUGUACAGAUUAUACAAAUUGCAAAUAAUUCGUUAACGUGGCUUUUGAGACCAGGUUCUCACAGUAUAAAUAUUCCUAAUCUUUUGGUGCAAAAUACUAGUCCGUGUGGACUUUUCCCGGUCGGUGCACCUAUUAAUUCCAUUACAACAACUGGUUUAAAAUGGAAUUUAAAUAAUGCGAUUAUGCAGUUUGGGGGUUUAGUAAGUUCUUCGAAUACUUACGGUAGUUCCAAAGUAACCGUCAAUACAGAUUCACCAGUGUUAUGGACCAUGAGUAUCAAACCGCUUAAAGAAAGCGCGGACAAUUGUGAAGAGCUGACAGUGAAUUCUGAUUGACGUUAUCUUUAAUAGGAUUUUUAGAUAAACUUCCGAAAAGCAUGUCCCAAUCUGGCUGUAAUUUUGCACAAAGUUUCUAUACGAGUAUAUAAAAAUAUCUGUGGAAAAGUCAUGUGCGACCAAUCAUUCCGGAGAUAUUGAAUUUUGAUUGCCAGUUUUCUGUAGAGGUGAGAAGCGAGCAAGUAAUACUUACAUAUCUUGGUCAAAAGUUUAUGUCUUAAGGAUUAAAAUAAACCCAAAAGAGAACUUAGUCUUAAUGCAACUGAGAGGGAAACAAAAUAUAGCAAGUAAAUA
Molecule: messenger RNA, 1307 nt
Organism: Colletes gigas
Lineage: Eukaryota; Metazoa; Arthropoda; Insecta; Hymenoptera; Colletidae
Product: thiamin pyrophosphokinase 1-like
Exons: 6
Coding region: 174-1013 (279 amino acids)
Biological process (GO): thiamine diphosphate biosynthetic process; thiamine metabolic process
Molecular function (GO): thiamine binding; thiamine diphosphokinase activity; ATP binding
Source: RefSeq, a predicted model, not a curated record